AUGCAAAGAACUAAGCAACUUCGAGGUGAGGACACAUGGAUGCUACCUGAUGUGAAUGAGAGAAUUGAACAGUGCUCACAGGAACACUCUGUGAAGAAAAAGAAGAAAAAAGACAAGCAUUCAAAAAAAGUGAAGAAAGAAAAGAAAAAGAAGAGCAAGAAACAGAAAUGUGAAAAACAGAGUGAGUCGACUGACAGUUCCUCAAGCUCUGAUGAGUGGGUUGAGGCCGUCCCUUCCCAGACACCUGUUAAAGAAAAGACCUGGAAAGUGAAAGACAGAAGGCCAGAAAAAGCAUGUGACAGCCACAUUAUGCAGCGGGAUGAGUGGAUGACUGUUGAUUUUAUGUCUGUCAAAACUGUGUCCUUAUCAUCACUCAAAGCUGAAAAGGAAUCUCUAAGGAAAAUAGAGCGGGAGAAAGCCCAAGCGCUAGAACAGUCCAAACUACAAGAAAGAGAAUUGAAUCCAUAUUGGAAGGACGGUGGGACAGGUCUACCAUCAGAAAAUUGUAUACCGGCAGUUACUAAAGGUAUUUUUAUAUUUUUUGUGGACUCUAUUACUGUUGUGAUUUUUGUGGUUCUGCAUACUUUGAUAUAUUAUUCUCUCUUACAGUCAAUGGAAAUAUUUCAGUCAAAAUUAAAAGAAGCUGAAAAAAUUGCAUGCAAAAGAGAAGACUGUGGACGGGAACCAUGGAGGAAGCCUGCAUAUUCAGAUAGAGCACAGUGUAGUCAAGCAAGUGGCACUUCAGACUUAGUGAAAUGUAAGAAGCACUCAGAGGACAGACACUUUGCAAAAGAGGUUGCAAACAGUAGCAGCAGCAGCAGGAGCGACUAUAAGUUUAGUGGUCUUGACUUAGGGAAGAGAUCUGGGUCUUUAGAAAAAUGUAGAAGAGAGUCUGCCCUAGAACAAAGGCAAGAAUCUUCUGGAAAUUUGAGACCUAAAUUCUUAAAACCCUCUGAUAAGGAUGAACUAUCAUUUCACAGCAAGAGGAGAAAUUUUGAACCAUCUACUUCAUCUACAUUAGUGGCUCCAGCUUCUUUACAUUGUGAUUUUCAAAAACUCACAGAGAACAGUGAAGAAAAUUUGACUUCCUGGAUCCUGUCUGGUGGGAGAGAAGGAAACCAAAAACAUUCAGAUCAAAAGCCACUGGAAACCUGGAGCUGGAGUGCUGAUCAGCACUCUCCAGGAGAUAGGAGAGAACAGUUGCAGGCUGAGAACUUGAGGGGUGACCUACCAAGAAGAGGACAUCUGCAGGAUACAAAGUCAACAUUUGCUGGUUGUUCAGAGGCAGAGUCCACCUGUAUCUUGAAUAUUGAUGAAAAGAACAAAUUGGGUGCCAAGAUUAUCAAGGCAGAGAUGAUGGGGAAUAUGGUAAGACCCCUGUGUGUUUUAUACUUGGAAAAGAAUGAAAUGUUUAACCUUCACAGAUAUUUUUAG
Molecule: messenger RNA, 1434 nt
Organism: Peromyscus leucopus (white-footed mouse)
Lineage: Eukaryota; Metazoa; Chordata; Mammalia; Rodentia; Cricetidae
Product: CWF19-like protein 2
Biological process (GO): mRNA splicing, via spliceosome
Cellular component (GO): post-mRNA release spliceosomal complex
Source: RefSeq, a predicted model, not a curated record